AUGGAUUUAACAUCGCCAUUCAAUUAUAAUGGUUCCAUUGCUAAUUGUACUAUUAAUCAAUCAAUUUUUAUCGCAUCAGAAAUCUAUGGAUUCACAAAUUCGUUCACUGUUGAAAACGACGAAUUCAUUUGUAUUGUCGGUAACAUUAUGAUAAGCAGUAAUGGUACGAUUGCUGCAUCUUCUGUGUUUCCAUACUAUAAGGAUUCAACAACCAUUCAAAAAUCAACUCAAUCAGUCAAUAAUCCUUUAUUUGUCUUACUGAAGCUUUCCUCGGUAUAUGUUUCUGAUAAAUCUAAAAUGUUGAUGCCAAUCACUAAAUUAACCUGCAAACAAACAAAUGAUGCGUGCAAUAUACAGAUCAUGACAAUCCCAUUUUCAUAUGCAUUCAAUAUAUCCGAUAAAACAAUAGCACAAAAAGCAUUAAUCUCAACGUCACCAGAAGGAAGUGCAAAUUUGCAGAAUUAUCAAAAUAGUUCAACUUCUUUUUCAACUGUAGCAUUAUUUGCACACAGUAAGAUGCGUAAAUUUGACUAUUCCAACGAUAAAAAUACUGAAUUUGUUUAUUAUGAUCAAUCAACAGAAAGUGGUGCUAUCACAAACCCUUCUGGAACCAUCUCAACUAGGAAAUCAUUAUUUGUUAAAUCAACUCCCACAAAAUCAGAAAAUAUGGACUCGAAACUAAGAAUUUCAUAUGAAAUUUCAACAGAAAGUACACAAGCUUCUGAUGAUUGGUUAUUCCCAACUAUUUUAGGUACUCUUUCAUAUGAAGGAGGAUUAUUUACACUUCAAAAUUACGAUCAAAACGAAAAAUUUGAUAAUUCUGUUGGAUAUACUAAUGCUCCUAUUGUUAUACCAGAUUACUGCUUUGAAACUCCAGAUAACUCAACAAAUACUACAAAUCAAGAUAAACCAACCGUGAAACCUGACAAAUUGGCAGAUAAAGAUAAAAAGGCUAUAAUAAUAGCUGGUGCUUCUGUUGGUUCAAUUGUUUUUGUUGUAAUUGUUGCUUCUCUUGCAUUUUUGAUUAUAAAUAAGAUCAAAAAGUCCAAGAAUGAUGAUACUGAUAUGCCUGACGAACAUUUAAACGCAACUGAUGAUGAGGUUCUUUAA
Messenger RNA from Trichomonas vaginalis G3, 1110 nucleotides. RefSeq names its product glycoprotein 38 family. The record is from RefSeq and is a predicted model, not a curated record. The transcript has a single exon. Bases 1 to 1110 code for a protein of 369 amino acids. Lineage: Eukaryota; Parabasalia; Trichomonadida; Trichomonadidae.